Molecule: messenger RNA, 912 nt
Organism: Meleagris gallopavo (turkey)
Lineage: Eukaryota; Metazoa; Chordata; Aves; Galliformes; Phasianidae
Source: RefSeq, a predicted model, not a curated record
ACCGAGCGCGCUCUCGUUGCAGGCAGGCGGGCGAUGUGCCGGAGGAGCAGCGGUGCACGGUGUUGAGAACCGACGGCUCCAUGAGCCCCGCGCUCUUCCUGCAGCGGUUCGCCUUCUCCCGGCCCGUCAUCCUCCGCGGGGUCACCGACAACUCGGCUUUUCGGGCCCUCUGCACCCGCCAGAAGCUGCUUGCUGCCUACGGGGAGCGCCUGGUGCGGCUCAGCACGGCCAACACGUACUCCUACCGCAAAGUGGAUGUCCCCUUCCAGGAGUACGUGGAGCGGCUCCUGAAGCCGCAGGACCCAGCAGCGCUGGGCAGCGACACCCUCUAUUUCUUCGGGGACAACAACUUCACUGAGUGGGGAUCCCUUUUCCAGCACUACGUGCCACCACCUUUCCACAUCCCAGGCACCAGCGGAGCCUACAGCUUUGGGAUUGCAGGCUCAGGCUCUGGCGUUCCCUUCCACUGGCACGGCCCCGGUUACUCCGAGGUGAUCUUUGGCAGGAAGCGCUGGUUCCUCUACCCACCCGAUAAAACACCCCACUUCCACCCCAAUGAGACCACGCUGGCCUGGCUCCAGCACACCUACCCCACGCUGCCACCAGAGGAACGACCACUGGAGUGCACCAUCCGGCCCGGCGAGGUGCUGUAUUUCCCUGACCGCUGGUGGCACGCCACGCUCAACCUGGACACCAGUGUCUUCAUCUCCACCUUCCUGGGGUAGCACCAGGUGCCCACAUUCCACUGUAUCUGAGGACUGCCACCAACAUCCCAGAGCAUCCCAUGAGCUUGGGACCAGGGCAGUGCCAACAGCCGCCCCUCAAACCCUGAUUUUGGGACCAAGCACCUGAACUGUGGUUUUUAACUGGGUUUUUCACACGCGCUUGGAUUAAACUUGACACACCAAUGUA